Lampris incognitus (smalleye Pacific opah) is the source of this 4925-nucleotide messenger RNA. RefSeq names its product LSM14A mRNA processing body assembly factor a (gene lsm14aa). Bases 152 to 1591 code for a protein of 479 amino acids. NCBI's taxonomy places the organism in Eukaryota, Metazoa, Chordata, Actinopteri, Lampriformes, Lampridae. Gene Ontology annotation, molecular function: mRNA binding. The record is from RefSeq and is a predicted model, not a curated record. The transcript has 9 exons. Gene Ontology annotation, cellular component: P-body. Gene Ontology annotation, biological process: cytoplasmic stress granule assembly; P-body assembly.
AGGUAGCCAUAUUGUAACGGGGAGAAUAGUGAGGUAGAGAGACACAAAUCAGAGAAAGUUUGAGCGAUAUUCGCAGCGUUGAACCCCACAGACUGGAAGGGGCGUUGGGGUUUUUUCCGUCUGACAAGACUGCCGAGCUCACGAAGACACAAUGAGCGGAGGGACGCCCUAUCUGGGCAGCAAAAUCAGCCUCGUUUCGAAGGCCGAGAUUCGCUACGAAGGGAUUCUCUACACUAUUGAUACUGAGAACUCCACCGUCGCACUAGCGAGAGUUCGCUCCUUUGGCACCGAGGAUCGCCCCACUGAUAGGCCCAUCCCGCCAAGAGAUGAGAUCUUCGAGUAUAUCAUUUUCCGGGGCAGUGACAUCAAGGAUCUGACUGUGUGUGAGCCACCCAAGCCAACAUGCUCUCUUCCCCAGGACCCUGCCAUUGUCCAGUCCUCCAUAGGCUCUGCUCCGACACCUGCUGCCACCACUGCCUCUGCCCCAUUCCAGUCCACUGGCUCCUAUGGUCUCUUCAACAGGGCCCCAGUACCCCCCUACAACCAGUUCAGCAACAGUCCCUUGGUUUCCCCACAGUUUGGAGCUGUUGGUGUGGGUCGCAGUAGCCCUAGCAUGGACCCCCUGCGGAAAAGCCCCACCCAUGAGCAGGCAAUACAAGCCACUCCAUCUGCCCCAACCUCCGCCCCCACCGCUCCAGCCCCUGGCCUGGGUCGCAGGAGUCCCACUCAUGGCCGCACAGCUCCCUCCACCACUGGCCACGGAAACCAGAAAGCUCAGCACCAGGACAGCCUGGAUGCAAGGAGGGGUGAGACUGUCAGGGGAGUCCGCAGUAGCCAGGGCUGGCCUGUACCCCGCUCAACCUCUGCCUCUCACGCAACUGCUGUAGAUAGGGCUACCACUGCAGGGCUUAUCCACUCUAUCUUUAGCUCCCAAGUUGCAGGAGCUCCAACUAACCGCCGUGGGCGAGGGGGUGGACAUCGUGGCCGAGGGCGCUUCAACGUGCGCCGGGAUGGGCCCAUGAAGUUUGAGAAGGACUUUGACUUUGAGAGUGCCAACGCCCAGUUCAACAAGGAAGAGAUUGACAGAGAGUUCCAGAUAAAAUUGAAGCUGAAAGAUGAGAAAAGUGACAAGUCGAAGACAGUGAAUGGCGAGGACAAGGGUGACUCUGGCGUGGAAACUCAGAACAGUGAGGGCAAUGCCGAUGAGGAGGGAGACCCACUUGGCCCCAACUGUUACUAUGACAAGUCCAAGUCCUUCUUUGACAACAUCUCCUGCGAUGACACUAGGAAAGCAAAUGAGAAGUCUGGAUUGACAGGGUUCCCAAGGGAGCGGAGGCAAACCUGGGCUGAGGAGAGGCGGAUGAAUGCUGAGACGUUUGGCAUCCCCCUGCGUCAGAACCGGGGUCGAGGCGGUUUCCGUGGCCGUGGCGGCAUGGGCUUCCGCGGGGGCAGGGGUCGCUCGGCCAGCCGAGGGUCCUUCGGCCCACCCCACGGAGGAGGCGGCUUCAGGGGAGGAUACAGAGGGAGCCAGGGAGGUCGGGAGUUUGCAGACCUACCAGAGUACAGGAAGGACAACAAAGUGGCUGCAUAGUCCAAACAGCUGGGAGGAUCCAUGAGAAAGAUGUAACUCCGCACACUAAAUACGAAAUGAAAAUAUAGAAAAAAAAUUUCUGUUGCUACUUUUUUUGACUAAAAGAAUGAAGAUUGUGUACUAGCUGUAUAUUUGUCACCAGCACUGGGGUAGACUGCUUGAACGCAACAUACUUUUCAUAUCUAUCUUCGAUGGAAAAGACAACGCAGUCUGGCGGCGGCGGCAGCGGGAGGGGGGGCAGGGGGAUCAAGAUCUCUAUAAAAAUUAUUUCCAGGUGGCUGAGAAAAUAUGUACAAAUGUCAGAUUUCAGAGGGAUGUUAGUAUUUUUGCUUUUCAAUGAUGAAAGUCUUUUCCUCACCCCUUUCCUGAACCUGUAUUUGAUAAUAUUUUGUUAGCUGUUGAAGGUCAUAUACAUGAGUCCUUUGACUGUGAUGCUCACUGACAUAGCUUUAUUUGGGGGCUGGGGGGGGGGGUAAAUGUUACUUCAGCACCAAAAUAACCUGCAGGGUCUCAGUCACAGCUUUCUACCGCGUGUUUUUCUAAGACUACUACACAUACUUUAUCCUGUAUUUAGUCACCCGCCAGCUUUCAUAUUUAUUCCACCUCCCGAACGGCAGUGCUUGUGAUUUCAUUUUCUCCAGUAAGCCUUCUGAAGUAUAGUCCUUGUGUUCAGUUUUCACCUUUAGUGCAAGUCUGCUUUUUUAUUUGAUUUUUCUUAUGUUAAUGUCCAUUUUGGAUUCUUACGUUAAGUGUAGGGAGGUGCUAGCCAACAUGUGUACUUUACUGGUUUAUGUGGUAGAUCUAUUCCCAGUUCACAUCUAACCAGGCUUAGGGCAGGACAGGUUGCAGAUAGGUCAAAAUUCAGCUGUUUUUAUUUAUACUUUUUUUUUUCUUCCUUUGAUUUACUUUAGAGGGCCAUUGGUACAGGUGGGACUAGCGUUUGAGAUGCUGCUUGGCUACAUUUAUGCCCGUCAUCAGUCAGUCAGACUUUGUUGUGUCAUUUACGGAAGCAGGGACAGUAUCCACCAAAGGCAAACCAGGCUAUCAUCUAUAUGUGCUUCACAGAAAAUGGGCCAGUUAAGGGUUUAAUUGCACUUUCGAUUGUGACAUGGCUAAAAAGCCCUUGAAAAUACCGCUCAUACGUACGUGUGUUCUGUAUUUUCUUUGACAGGCGCUUUUUCAUGGCUAACAGUAUUUUUUUUUUCUUUGAUCUUUACAAUUUUUUGAAUUCAGAUGCUGUUAAAUGUCACAGGAAACAAUGCGAACCAUUGGCUUGCCAUGUCUCAACUUAAUCCACCUAACGCCGCAUAUAUUUUGGGGAAAACUCGAUGCCAAUAACUUUGUCCCAUGGCACUGCAUGGUGGUUGAUAGCUAAAGCUACGUAAGUGAUGUCAACAUAACUAUAACAAAUAUGCAUAGCUGUCUGGGUGUAGCAACUUAGUUUCCUAUUGAUCCAAUAUAAUAUACAGCAAUAUGGAUUCUUAUUUUUGAGGUUAAGGAACUGGCCCGGGUGGGAUAAGAUCGAUAGGUUUGAUAGACUGUGCCAGUUGGCCUGGCAUGAUUUAAGUACUUAAAAGUUGGUGGCAUUUUGAUUAGGCAAGCAAAGUACUCGGUUGCACAUUUUACUAUUUCAAAGUUGUAUUACAAAGCGGUGUCUUCUGCUAACAAUGGCUCGGCAGCCUUUGAAAAAGAAUUUGAAAUGGAGUUUGAUUCCGUAGAUAUUGUUCUUUAUGGUCCUGGGUCAAAUAGAAUACAUAACAGAUGUAUUGGGAGAGUGGGUUUACCAUAUCAGGACACUUUCGUUAGUUUCUGGCAACUUGUAAAUCAGUCUUUUAAUUACUUAAAAUUCAGGUUAUUAAAAUAAUGCUCUGAUUUACAAGUUACCAGUAAUUUCCUUGAGUCUCUGGUCCACUUAUAUUUGCCCUAAGUGGACUGUCCUUGUCAACCUAGAUUAAAACUACAAACUAAAAUUCUUUGGAAGUCCAACUUGACCCAGGUCCAGUUUUUAAAUGGUAGUUUACAGAUGUUUGCAUUAUGGCUGAAACCCCAAAAUGGAAAUUCUCAAAAUUCUGUGAAAAGAUGUCAGCUUGAUGAGCAAAACUACCUUUAAAGUACUUAAAUGUGCUCAGGAAAUGUAUAGAAAAAUGAUUUUGAUAUGCCUUAAUGCCAGAGAAUAUCAGCUAAUGUCACCAGAAGAUAGAUGACUGAAAUAUAGUGGGAAAUCUAGAGAUUUGAGACUUGUCACAACUCACAAGGUGGUUUUGCACACAGCUUGUUGAAUUGAAUGCACAAAUUGUUUUUAAGAAAUCUUCCAUACUAGCAGAUAUCCAAUAUUUUUCUGUUGGGUUAUCGAGUAGCUAUUCUUUGCAUUAAGGCACUAAAGCAUGCGUAUCCAUGUGGAUUUUUUAAUAUGUAAGAAUUUGAGAUCAAACAGCGUUGGUUGUUAAUUCAAAACACUUUUGUGUUCUUCCUUACCCUGAUGCUGGGUCCAAAUUCAUUUGGCAAUGUUUUGGGGGAUCAUGUCCAGAAUGGGAGUUAAUUGAUACAUUUCACUUGGGUGCCCGGAAGGAAUUUGAUCCAGCAGAGCGGCAGUUCUCAGCUCUCUCAGUGCCAUGGAACAUUUGAGCAUGGAAAAGUUCAUUUGAUCAAUUUAUUGUUUAGAUAUGCCACAUGAAGCCUUCGCACUGAGAAAGGGGAGGGGGGGAUCAAAAACAAACAAGCUCAUUACUGAACUUACUCAUUAAUGAGCUUGGGAUAAUGCCUGGUCCUUCAGAGCUUUCAUUAAUUUGCUUCGAUUAGGAUUUAACAAAUAUAGAAAGGAUUUCCUCUUUUUUGGAUAAAAUCACAAUUGUAUUCCUUCCAGGGCACACCAGUUGAGAUCACUGAGAUGGCGGACAAUUGGAUUGUAAUAAUGAGACUUCUUGUGAAUUUGGUAUACCAGGCCCAAAUGGAUUUUUGGUGGGGGGCGGGGCAGGGGCUCAUGUGCCUAAAUUUUAAAGGAAGCUCUUUAGUUCUUGUAAAGUUUCAACUGGUGUUGUAUACAAUUCCACACAGCACUGCAUGAUGGUCCUGCGUGUCAGCCACAAAAUAAAGCUAAGAUUUAAAAAAAAAAUGACAGAAAGCAGAACUGUACAGGCAGUUGAAGCAUCAAGAAGACUGUUGUACGUGAACAUGUAAACAGGCCAAGGUCAUGUUUUCUUUUCUCUAGCGGCUUCCUUUAAUACACUCUGGACUCACAGCCUCAUGUUGUGUCUUUAAACCCAGCAUGGUGUCCUAUGUGGGAUUCAGUGGACUGGGGUUUUAUUAAGAGCAUACAAUAAACAGUUGUUAAUUA